CUUGAAUUAAAGAAGAAAUUUAAGUAUCGACUUAUUCUUGACGAAAGCCUGUCAAUCGGAACAUUGGGUAAACGCGGUGCUGGAUUAACUGAUUAUUACAAUAUUAAUCCAAAGGAAGUCGACAUGAUCGUUGGUUCCAUGUGUACUGCAUUAUGUUCUUCUGGUGGUUUUUGUUCCGGUUCAUUUGAGAUCACUGAUCAUCAGAGAAUUUCUGGCCCAGCAUAUUGUUAUUCUGCUGCUUUGCCAGCAAUGCUUUCUGCAUGUGCCACAGAAUCUAUCAGGAACUUAGACCGAAAUCCACAUCUUGUUGCAAAAGUUUUAUCAAAUACAAAUACUUUUAAAAGCAAUAUGGCAAAUGUUAAAUACGUUACAGUUGAUGGAUAUGCUGACUCUCCGGUGAUUCAUUUAAGAUUAAAUAAAGAUAUAAAAGCUAAUAACACAGAAGAAAAGGAGAAGUUUCUUCAGGAAAUUGUUGAUGAGGCAGUUAAUAAUGGAGUGUUGUUAACUCGUGCAAAAUAUGUGUAUGGACAAGAAGUAUUUGGCAUAGAACCCAGUAUUCGAAUUUGCAUCUCUGCAAGUUUUAGUAAAAAAGAAAUAGAAAGGGCUGCGGCAAUUAUUAAAAGCGCGAUCAAUAAGGUUUUGAAAAAUAAAGUUCGAUAA
Molecule: messenger RNA, 660 nt
Organism: Dentiscutata erythropus
Lineage: Eukaryota; Fungi; Glomeromycota; Glomeromycetes; Diversisporales; Gigasporaceae
Source: the annotation of a GenBank genome assembly